CAGAAAUCAAAACAAAAAUAAAGUGGGAAGCAGCAGUUAAGUGGUACUGAAUUAAUAAGAAUAGUAUCUUCAUGCAAAAUCUAAUUCUCUUAGCUAGAUUUCAUCUUCCCUUCUCACUUCUCCUUCUUUUCUUUCUGAUUAGUACAUUCUUACAAACCCAGCUAUAGAGGUUGAUAUCAAUGGAGGGUGGUGCGAGCGAUGAAGUAGCAGAGAGCAGCAAGAAGAUUGGGAGAGGGAAGAUAGAGAUAAAGAGGAUAGAGAACACUACGAAUCGCCAAGUCACUUUCUGCAAGCGACGCAAUGGUUUGCUCAAGAAAGCUUAUGAGCUCUCUGUCUUGUGUGACGCCGAGGUGGCUCUUGUCAUCUUCUCCACUCGAGGGCGUCUCUACGAGUACGCCAACAACAGUGUAAGAGGAACGAUCGAAAGGUACAAGAAAGCUUGCUCAGACGCUGUUAAUCCUCCUUCCGUCACCGAAGCUAACACUCAGGUAAGCUUCCAUUCCAUAAUUAGUUACUUUACCACUACGUUUCUUCUUGUUUCAUUUUCUGACUUCACUGGGGUCGAACACUUGAUGAAGUACUAUCAGCAAGAAUCAGCUAAGCUACGGAGACAGAUCCGGGACAUUCAGAAUCUGAACAGACACAUUCUUGGUGAUUCUCUAGGUUCCUUGAACCUCAAGGAACUCAAGAACCUCGAAGGUAGGCUAGAGAAAGGCAUCAGCCGUGUCCGCUCCAAGAAGCAUGAGAUGCUAGUUGCAGAGAUAGAGUACAUGCAAAAAAGGGAAAUCGAGCUUCAAAAUGAUAACAUGUAUCUCCGAUCCAAGAUUAGUGAAAGAGCAGGACUGCAGCAGCAGGAAGCCAGUGUGAUAAAUCAAGGGACAGUUUACGAGUCAUCUUCUCAUCAGUCAGAGCAGUACAACCGUAAUUAUAUUCCGGUUAACCUUCUUGAACCAAAUCAAAACUCCUCCGACCAAAACCAACCACCUCUCCAACUUGUUUAAUUAAGUAACGUUUAAUCAACAUAAUAAGCUUAUUUAUGCAUAUGUGUUGUGUUACACAUUACGGUUUAAGAACUUAAAAAUAAAGACCGGUAGCGGUUUGAGAGGGACCUAAUUUACAUAUGUACCUUGAUUAUUUAUAUGCAAUGUAUUGUGAACG
Raphanus sativus (radish) is the source of this 1158-nucleotide messenger RNA. Its product is annotated as agamous-like MADS-box protein AGL5. The transcript has 6 exons. Gene Ontology annotation, cellular component: nucleus. Lineage: Eukaryota; Viridiplantae; Streptophyta; Magnoliopsida; Brassicales; Brassicaceae. The record is from RefSeq and is a predicted model, not a curated record. Gene Ontology annotation, molecular function: protein dimerization activity; RNA polymerase II cis-regulatory region sequence-specific DNA binding; DNA-binding transcription factor activity, RNA polymerase II-specific. Bases 180 to 1001 code for a protein of 273 amino acids. Gene Ontology annotation, biological process: positive regulation of transcription by RNA polymerase II.